Hyaena hyaena (striped hyena) is the source of this 5819-nucleotide messenger RNA. It is a transcript of the gene FAM169A, whose product is annotated as family with sequence similarity 169 member A. Lineage: Eukaryota; Metazoa; Chordata; Mammalia; Carnivora; Hyaenidae. The coding region runs from base 297 to 2309 and encodes 670 amino acids. The record is from RefSeq and is a predicted model, not a curated record. The transcript has 13 exons.
GGCCUCCGCGUCAGCGCCACCAUUUUGUGUGAGGGAAUGCCGCCUGCUUCCUAGACUGGCCUGGGCGCGGGUUCGGCUCCCCGGCCGCUGCGUGCCGAGCCCCCUCCCCACCCCUCCCCUCCCGCAGCGCCCCACCUGGAGCCCGGCCGCGCUCGCUCGUCGCCCGGGCUCGGUGGAAAGCGGACCUGGUGAGGCGGCGCGCUCCGGCGUUGAGGCUCGGGUUCAGCCAGCCACGCAGGUGGCCUCGGGAGAUGCUCUCACCACCUCCCUUGCAUUUAACCUCCUUGGAAUAGAGGAUGGCAUUCCCUGUGGAUAUGCUGGAUAAUUGCAGUCAUGAGGAAUUGGAAAAUUCUGCUGAAGAUUAUAUGUCAGAUCUAAGGUGUGGGGACCCUGAAAACCCCGAACGUUUUUCUCUUCUCAAUAUCACGAUUCCUAUUAGCCUGUCCAAUGUAGGCUUUGUACCUCUUUACGGUGGAGAUCAGACUGAGAAAAUUCUUGCUCUCUUUGCACCUGAGGACUCACUCACAGCUGUGGCACUUUACCUUGCUGAUCAGUGGUGGGCCAUUGAUGAUAUUGUGAAAACAUCUGUCCCUUCUAGAGAAGGGCUGAAGCAGGUGAGAACUCUUGGGGAGAGAGUGGUUCUGUAUGUUCUGAAUCGAAUUAUUUAUAGAAAACAGGAAAUGGAGAGAAAUGAGAUACCAUUCCUGUGCCAUAGCAGUACCGAUUACGCUAAGAUUCUGUGGAAGAAAGGAGAGGCCAUUGGGUUUUAUUCAGUUAAGCCUACAGGAAGUGUAUGUGCCUCAUUUCUUACCCAAAGCUACCAACUGCCAGUCCUUGAUACAAUGUUUGUAAGAAAGAAAUACCGAGGCAAAGAUUUUGGGCUUCAUAUGCUGGAGGACUUUGUUGAUUCCUUUACAGAAGAUGCGCUUGGCUUGCGGUAUCCACUCUCCUCUCUAAUGUACACAGCUUGCAAGCAGUACUUUGAAAAAUAUCCAGGAGAUCAUGAACUCCUUUGGGAAGUUGAAGGUGUUGGACACUGGUACCAGCGAAUACCAGUCACGAGAGCAUUACAAAGAGAAACACUUAAAAUGACAGCAGUUUCUCAAAAUGAAGCUAAAAGACCUAUGCCUGGAGAAUAUGGUCUUGCAUCUGUUCCAGAAUAUGAAGCAGAAACUGAAGACAAUCAGUCUAGUGAGAUGCAGCUAACGAUUGACUCUCUAAAAGAUGCCUUUGCAAGUACUUCUGAAGGUCAUGAUAAAACACCAGUUUCCACUCGUACUCGGAGUAGUCAUCUAAAGCGGCCAAAGAUUGGAAAGCGGUUUCAGGAUUCUGAAUUUACUAGUUCACAAGGAGAAGAUGAAAAGACUCCCCAGACUUCACCUACAGCUUCCAUAAACAAAUUGGAGUCUGCUGUACGUACAUCAGAGAGCUCAGAAGAAUUCCUGGAAGAAGCACCCGAACAAAGCAUGAUUGAAUUUGAGGACGAAAAUAGUGAUAAGGAUGCUGGGCCUGCACCAGAAACCCAGGCACAUCCGGAAAAGCAAGAUGGGGAAAAGGAAUCUGAAUUAGAGCCUAUGAAUGGUGAGAUAAUGGAUGAUACCCUUAAGGCCUCACUUACAACGGAAGAGGAGGACUCCACUAGUGAAGUUCUAGAUGAAGAAAUAAAACUGCAGUCUUUUAAUUCCAGUGAAGACUCUGCAACUCUUGUUCCAUUGGUGGUAGAAUCUUCUAAACCCCCUGAGACUGUUGCGCAGGAUAAGACCUCACAUAUAACUGACUCAGAAAUGUUGCUAGACGAAGGCCCAUCUGAUGAAAAAGGGCACACUGAAGAGAAACUACCACUAGUUUCCAGAAAGAAAGCACAUUUUGGGAGUUCAGACAAUGUUGGCACUGUCCCAAAUGAAGAACGCUCUGACAGUGGUUUUCCAAACUCUGUGAUAGCUGAGUUUUCUGAGGAAUCCAUCUCUGAAAAUUUGUCACCCAAUACCACUUCUUCAUUGGAAGACCAGGGUGAGGAGGGGGUACCUGAGCCCCAGGAAACGCCUGCAGCUCUUCCUCAGAGUUCUUUGAUAGAGGUUGAACUUGAAGAUGUGCCAUUUGCACAGAACGCGGGACAGAAGAACCAGUCAGAGGAACAGUCUGAAGCAUCUUCUGAGCAACUGGAUCAGUUCACACAGUCAGCGGAAAAAACUGUGGAUAGCAGCUCAGAGGAGAUCGAAGUGGAGGUGCCUGUGGUAGACAGGCGGAAUUUAAGAAGGAAGGCCAAAGGGCAUAAAGGACCUGCUAAGAAGAAAGCGAAGCUGUCAUGAAUUGAGAAGAAAUGCAGACGACAAACCCUCUUCUUUGUAACAUACUUGUUUUUAAAAAAUGAUAAUAAAUGGCAUGGGGCACAGGGCAAAAAUUCUAAAAUUUUACUUUGAACUUAUUUAUGAUUUCCCUCCCCCUUAGGACCUAGGAUUCACCGUUCUUUUUAAUUUUUCAGGCUAUUUUGUGUAAAUACAAUUUUUUAUUUUUAUUAACCAUGUUUCGAUUUUGGGAAACCAGAUCAUACUAUAUUUUCUUUAGCAAUUGGGACACCUGACCAUUAGUAUUUCAGGAAAUACAGACUGAAAGUAGUAGGCUUUCCAUUACCUGUAAGGAUCACAGAAAUCUUUUAUACUGUGGAUUUUAAUAGUAAUCUUGGUGAAGGUUCCAGAAGUUUUACCUUAAAAAGUCAAAACGAAUGAUUUUUUAAAAUGUAGGCAUGUCUAAACAAAAAUGUCAGUAAAUGAAAAUAUACUUCAGCUAUAAAUGAGAGCACAAAUACAGGAGUUUACGGUAAAGGGUUUAUGAUGGUGGUAUUUUGGCCUCUUAAUUCUUAGUUGUGUAGAUGCUGUUUCCUCCUUUGACUUGUGUCUGAGGAAGGGUACAAAAUCUCUUUCCAACUCCGUCUUUAUAACACCUGAUAUUAAUAGUACUGCUAGGGAUUGGACUCUGGCCUGUCGGCACUAAUAUAAUUACAUAAAAUUUCAUUUGAAGCUGGGGACUAUACUUUUGUCUCAUCCAGUUAACAUGUAUACUUCAAAAGCAUGAGAACUCUUCCUAAGGCUUCUCCUUAACUCUGCCACUGCCAUUACACUAGAAUUGUAUAUUAUUCUCAGCUUUCAUUCACUUCCCUAACUCAGAGAGUUAUUCCUACCAAAAGAUCUCCUGCCUGUCUGCCAGCUUAAGCCCUUGGCAUCCACAUCUGGGUAGAUUUGGACCAUGCCCCCACAAUCUUAGAUCCAGAUGGCAAGAAUAAAUCUGCCUAGGGAGCUAUAGUAAAGAGCUUAGAUUAAAUUGGAGGUUUUGAGUGUUGCUCUGGCCUUGCUUACUCUUUAAUUUGUUCUUGAGGACAGGUUACAAGCUAGCCUGUAUACAUUGUGACUAUAGCAAAGGCCUUUGCCUAGAAAAACUUAAAAAAAAUUCUCUUACGUAUUAUGUGUGCUCAGAUUUGCACUUAGUGUGGAGACUGCUUUGAGACCAUUUAGAUUGUUCUUAAAACCGGCUGUUUUUUACAUGAAGGGAAAAAAAAGUUAACUUUCUGCCAUUAUUUGAGGUGCUAAGGACUACGUCGAACGCUUAUCCCAGUCCAGCGUCAGGUGAUGUCAUUAAAUUUUAUUUUGGGAUGUUAUUUUAGAUCUAAUAAGCUGAGUUAAAUGUUUAAGCAGAUAAAACAGCAAAAACCCUGAUAUUGAUGUAAAAUUUUGAAUCCUUGUAUCCCUUACACUUUCCUUAAUUAUAAGUCAGAGGUAAGCCAGAUGACUUCACUCCAAAUGAAAAUUAAAGCACUUUGGCCAUUUGUUUUGUGAACAGAUGCUAAUUAGUUGAAAAAAUAAGUAUGACUGGUACUAGUACUAGGGUAUCUAUCAUGUUUAUGCCGUUUUAUAGAUUUUGUGAGAAACUUUACUACCACAAUUAGGGAAAUUAUAGGAAGAUUUAGUAAAUUCUUAACCUUUCCGUUUUUAAUUUCAUAAAAUAGCUUUAAAAACCUAACACUUAGAUCUUUCACUUUUUUUACUUGGACUGUUCAUUAUUCUUUUUAGAAUACGUUCAUUAAAAGGGUGUAGCUUAAGAAAUUUGAGCUCACUGACAACUCUUGAUAGGUGAAUAUAGAGUUGUUGAGUUCAUAAAGUGUUUAGUUAUUUGUAUAUAAGUGGGGACUAACAGUAUAAACUGACCUUGUUAAACUUGUUUGGUUUAUUCUUAAAUAGCAUUUUAAGCAAUUUGAAAACUUUUUGCUUAGCAUAUGAGAAAACUUUUAUUACAUACUAUCUCUGACAGAGAAUGUUAUUUUGGGAGUUUGUAGAUGGUAGAGACAGUGAGGUCACAUAGAAAAACCUGACUGUCAUGUUUAGUAACAUGUUCAUGUCCAGUAAAUGAGUUCUAUACUCAGUGAGUAUAGACUUUAUAACAAAAUUUAUCCUCAGUAAGGAAUCUAAAUAAAACUACUCAGAUUCUUAGUUUUUGCCAAGGCAUUAGAAAACCUGGAGAAUUACAGAGGACUGAAAUCUGAUUUCAGCCAGCCUCAUUGUUGUCUAGUCACACCCUCUAGUCCUUUGUGGGCUGCUUUUUUGUUUAGUUUUAUUUCUGGAAAAGGAUUUCACCUCAGUUUGUGUAAAUACGUAUAUAUCUCCUUGUGUAAUAUAAAACAUAUAUAUUAGCAAAAUUUUAGUUCUGCUUUCAACUUUAAAUUCUCCAGUUGCUAGACAUCACAGAAAUAUAUUUAAGAAUUUAUUAUAAAGCUCCUCUACAACUUUUAAAGGUGAGGAUCUAUUAUGAUUUUUUUUAUAAAAUCAAAUAGCAUGACAGAAUGUCUUCUACUUAAAACGUCUAUAUUCAUGGUGUUUCCAUUCACUGCAGAAUUAACAUGGCAAGGAUAACAAUUACUGGUGAUUAAUGGUUCACUUUUAGCUGACCACCACAACACUACCUAAAAUCAUUUGACUUUAGAAAAAUAUCUUGAAGGCUUAUGAUUCCAUCAAACCGAGUCUUGACCUAGUAUCUAAAUACCUGCUCUUAAGUACUGCUUUACCCUUAGGGAUUACCUUCUAAGGUUUGGUCACACCAGCAAACUGAUACAGAUCUUAAUGUAAAUAAAGAAUUUAUACUAGUAUUACCCAUCUGUGUAAUAGCAUUUUAGACAUUUCUGCCUUGUAUGUCCACUAGUAGCUGAUCUAGUGUUAGGGUGUUACCCAGUCUUUCAUGGGUGUUCUUAGUUACAAAUGUUAGGCUUCUGUUGGCAAUACUUAGUAUCAAGCUUUCUUUGUCCAACGUAGUUAAUUUGCUUAUUUUGGGUUUUUAAAGCUAGCAGACCUUAGUUCUGUAGUAUUGUGCUUACCUUUAACCUUUUUCCCUCACCUUCCAAAACAUAGUCAUUCACACAUUCCCCAUUUCUAUUAGUGGCAAAUCAAUCAUUAAGAUCUAAUUUUAAGAAAAGUUCAGCUUCUGUUAUCCUGGAGUAAUUAUAUCAUACUGGAUAGUCAUUCCCAAGGAGCUAGGCUUUCUUUUCCUAAGUGUGUAUGUGUUCUAAAACUUCUAUGUUUACAGUACUUAGAAGAGAUGUUAUGUUAUUUAGAAUAGCAAGUCUUACUGAGGUACUCAUGUUUGUUUUCUUGGUAGUUUUUUGUUUUGUUUUGUUUUUUAAUUUUAAUAGUAGUAUGUUUUGUGAUUGUUUCCUGGCCUGUGUUUUGAUAACUGAAUCUGUUUAGACAUUAAAUGAUUUUGUUAAAGGCACAAUUAAUCACAUUGGUUGUACUUUCAAGACAGAAUUUAAAAAAUAAACAACUCAAAACCAUUAA